AUGCCACAUCCUUCACGAUGGAAGGAUCUUUUUGCAUUCUCGAAAGAGCAGGGCGCCCGAUACCGAUACUUUGUCGCGAACCGAGGUACUGUGCAGGGCAUAGUCAGCCAAUUAGGGCUCGAUGAGCGGGAGGCUCAAGGCAUCAAAACCACGAUUGUUGAAGCAUAUCCAGGACCAGGCACAUUUACGCGCGAGUUUCUUUUGCAUCCGAAUGUUGAGCGAGUCGUAUCCAUGGACAACGUGCCGAUGUUUCUCGAGCAGCUCGAGCAUUUGCGAGAGGAUCCGGCCUUGAAACAUGUGCAGCAUAAGCUCGGCAUCAUUCCUGAGUCUGGCUACGCAUGGGACUCGUACGAGAUGAUGGUCGAACAAGGACUGUUGCGCCAUCUGGAGGGCCGUGUACCUAAGCUGGGUCCCCAAGCACCGCCGAUGGAUUGGCACGCCACGUCGCCGAUUUUGUUUUUUGCACAGUUACCCAAUACUGUUCAUGGCGAGCAGCUGUUUGCCCAGAUCAUUAACGCAAUAUCGUCGCGUUUUUGGCUCUUCAAGUUUGGGCGUGUCAAGUUGGUGUUUGUGUGUGGCGAGACCGUAUCACUGCGGUCAUUGGCUACACCACAAGAGUCACGCACUCGGGCCAAGCUGGGUGCGACAGUCCAGUGCCUUAGCACGCCACGUCUGUUGCUGCCCGCACAUGAUCUGGAGCCAUACGCGGACCAUAUGUACCCACCUACACCGUCGGUUGGACCCCGUGUGCCGGUCACAUCCGUGUUUAUUCCGAACUCGAACAUAUCAACGGGGCUGCAGAAGCGCAAGCUGACCGUCUUGGAAAUUGAUCCUUUGCCAGAACCUCUAAUUGAUCAGCGUGACAUGGAUGCAUUCGAGUUUCUUACCCGCAAUAUGUUUGUGCUCAAGUCCAAAACUGUGCUAGAAGGGCUAAAACACGUCGUGCCAGGUGCGCACAAUGUGUUGCGCUUGGUAGCGCCUGAGCAUCCCCGAAUGAAAGAUCGACCCGACGAUGUCGUGUUGCCAACCACCCCAAUCGUUGAGUUGACGAAUCGUCAGUGGGCUUCAUUGGCCGAGGCGUUUGAAAAGUGGCCGUUCAGGCCGGAGGUGUUUGUCGACGAAGGCCGCGUUCGGCGCGGCUUGAGUGACUAUCUGUUUUAG
This is a messenger RNA of Malassezia globosa CBS 7966, 1161 nucleotides long. RefSeq lists its product as uncharacterized. Gene Ontology annotation, cellular component: mitochondrial matrix. Gene Ontology annotation, molecular function: rRNA (adenine-N6,N6-)-dimethyltransferase activity; mitochondrial transcription factor activity. Gene Ontology annotation, biological process: rRNA methylation; transcription initiation at mitochondrial promoter. Lineage: Eukaryota; Fungi; Basidiomycota; Malasseziomycetes; Malasseziales; Malasseziaceae. The record is from RefSeq and is a predicted model, not a curated record. The transcript has a single exon. The coding region runs from base 1 to 1161 and encodes 386 amino acids.